GCUCGGGUCUCAGCCAGUUUGAUUCCCAGAGUUCAAGACACUCUCGGUUGCAUAGGUACACUGGCAGGGACUUUGAGUGCCCGCCAGUCCAAUGCCGUCAUCACGUCAUCAUUUUCUAGAUUGCUAUGGCCCUAGCUCAACCAGUAUGGGUGGUCGAACGAAAUACUAACCCUCAUCGGGAUUUUGAAAAUACCUUUGGGAACCAAGAAACGGGAGAAUUUCGCAUUUAUACAUAACGGCCGGAUGACUUGAACAUACUUGACAAACUAUGUCCGAGAAGUCCCUAAGCGCAGAGGCUUUGAAGGGCACCGAGUUCGCACGCGAUACCUUGUCUUACUAUGAUGUGUGUAAGACGAGAGCAACCCCCCCAGACAACCAGGAAACACAGACUUCUGAGAAGUCUGUAACACAUCUUGGUGAACCACCUGAUGGAGGAUUGACUGCGUGGCUGGUUGUUGUUGCUGCCAAUUUGGUGUUAUUUUCUACAUUUGGUUUAUGCAAUUCAUGGGGUGUCUUCCAAGCUUAUUACGAGGAAAAUUUACUACGUCACACUUCUCCUUCAGCCAUAGCGUGGAUCGGUUCUGUGCAGUACGCGCUCGUGUACCUUCCAGCGCUUGUGACGGGACGACUGUUUGACCUGGGAUACUUCAAAAUACCGUGCUUCGCUGCUAGCUGUGUCCUUGUCAUGUGCACCUUCCUAAUCGCAGAAUGCACACAAUACCUGCAGUUCUUCCUCGUGCAAGGUCUCGGUAUUGGAGUGUGCUGUGGUAUCAUAGUUGGCCCCGCACUUAUCGUCGUCUCGCAUUGGUUCUACAGGAAACGUGGCCUUGCUGUGUCACUCACCGCCAUCGGGGCUUCGUGCGGCAGCACUGUGUUCCCUGUAGUGGCCCAAAGUUUGAUUCCACUAAUCGGAUUUAAGUGGACUGUCCGUGUAUUUGGAUUUAUUCUGAUUGCUACCCUGGGGAUGGGCAAUAUGUUACUCAAACGACGACUUCCACCCGUUGAUGUUCGCGGGGGACUCUUUAACCUUGAAGUAUUCCGCAACGCCGCAUAUUCUAUCUUUUGCAUUUCAGGGAUACUGGCGUUUUUAGGACUUUAUACAGAGCUUACAUAUAUAUCCGUGAGCGCCACCGCAAUUGGCGUCUCCAAGGACUUUUCGUUCUAUAUUCUCGCCAUCGCCAAUGCGUCAUCUACGUUUGGACGUGUGUCGGCUGGCCUAAUAACAGAUAAAGUUGGUGCACUCAACACCAUGGCAGCUUUCACUGCUGUAGCGGGGAUUAUGACAUUCGCCUGGCCAUUUGCUAAAAAUGAGACACAGCUCAUUGUAAUAUCCUGCCUAUACGGGUUCUCCACAGGAGGAUUUUUAGCUCUCUUCACUGUAGCUGCCCUGGCAAUGGGAAAGAUUGAGGAUGCAGGGCGCCGAGUGGGGAUGUUCAUGUCCCUUGCUGCCCUUGGAGCCAUUGCGGGUCCUCCAAUAUCAGGCGCCAUCAGUACCGCGUCAGGAGGGUUUGCCGAAGCCGGUUAUUAUGCAGGCGGCAUCAUUAUGUGUGCUGUUGUAUUGCUACUGUUGGCGCGGUACCUCCACCUCGGACGCCUACGGGGCAAGUGUUGAAUGAUUCCUUCAGGAGUAAUGGCGUCGAGCACAAACGAUACUCCGCGUCAUAUUUAAUGUGAUAAUCUGUCUCGUACAUUGAAGCUGCGGAUAGAGCUCUUGAGUCCAUCCCGCGUGUAACUUAUAAAUGUUAAUAGGUAGCGGUAGCGGUCAGGUC
Messenger RNA from Suillus clintonianus, 1769 nucleotides. Its product is annotated as MFS general substrate transporter. Gene Ontology annotation, cellular component: fungal-type vacuole membrane. Gene Ontology annotation, biological process: transmembrane transport. The transcript has 13 exons. Gene Ontology annotation, molecular function: transmembrane transporter activity. NCBI's taxonomy places the organism in Eukaryota, Fungi, Basidiomycota, Agaricomycetes, Boletales, Suillaceae. The record is from RefSeq and is a predicted model, not a curated record. Bases 269 to 1612 code for a protein of 447 amino acids.